Molecule: messenger RNA, 1101 nt
Organism: Pieris macdunnoughi
Lineage: Eukaryota; Metazoa; Arthropoda; Insecta; Lepidoptera; Pieridae
Source: the annotation of a GenBank genome assembly
AUGGAUUGUUUAUUAGUUGCAGAUAAUAUCAUCGUUGCUGCUAAAGGUAGUUUUAUUGAUUGUUUCAUUAAUCAGAAUCAUAAAAUAAUCUCAAUUGAAGAUUCCCCUGACGCCAAUAAUUCAGUAUGUGAUUUAGCUAUUUCUAAUAAUAAUGAAUAUUUUGCUACAUUAACUUCGGAUAAGAAUCUAACGAUCUAUAGACUUCCUUCCUUUGAUCGUGUUAAUUUAUUUAUAUUGCCAAGAAGCGCAAGUAAAAUCCGAUUUGGAGCCGAAAACACUCACAUAUUUGUAGCAGACAAAACUGGAGAUGUGUUAUUUUAUGAUAUAUUAAAAAAUGACAGUGGUGUUAAGCUCUUGGGACAUUUAAGUUUUCUCUUGAAUGUUUUACAAAGUCAAGACGGAAAUUAUCUGAUAUCAGCGGAUAGAGAUGAAAAAAUAAGGGUUUCAUGCUAUCCUAAUACAUAUAAUAUACAAACAUACUGUCUAGGACACAAGGAAUAUGUAAAUCACAUUGAAUUUCUUCCCCACAAUAAUAGAUAUCUAUUAAGUGCAUCUGGUGAUGGAACUAUAAAGUGUUGGGAUUAUGUUGUUGGACAUUGCACUUGUACAAUUAACACAAAAAAUGAUUUAAGUGAUCCAAGACUUCAGGAAGAAUUCAAAAAAAUUAUGGACGAAGAUGGUAUUGAAGUAGAAAGCCUUCCCAUAGUCCAUUUUACAACCUCAAAACUUAAUGAUAAUACUAGUUUAGUAGCAAUUUCAAUUUAUUCAUGUAAUAAUUUGCUUAUAUAUACUAUACAGACUGGUGAUCAAUUCCAAUGCCAUUAUAAACUUACUGGAACAUUACAAUUAAAAGGUUUCUUAAAUUGUAUAGAUCUUUUUAAUACAGCACUGUAUGUGUUUAACGGCAGCAAUAAUAUAUUAACAAAAUAUGACAUCACUAAUUCUGAUAAUAAUAUUGUUAUUAAUGAAUCACUAACAAUAGAAAUGUUAAGUAAUACUAAAAUUGAUGUAAAAAUUGACAUGGAACAAAACAUUAAGAUUUUGUUUAAGCGGAAGUUUGACAAUGUCCAAGAGUAUCAAGAGCGAAAAAGAAUAGAUUAG